AUGGACAUGGGAGGCCUCUGGUCUUGGUGCUGGGUCUGCUCUCUUUUCCAGGUGAUCCUAGGAGUGCCCUUAGCCUCCUGCUGCCCAGGAGCCUGUGGGACCAGUUUCCUAGAAGACCUCACUCCUGAGGGGACCCAGACAUCCUGGGACAAGGACAUCCCUGCAAUUAAUCAAGGACUCAUCCCAGAGGAAACCCCAGAGAACAGCUUCCUCCCUGAGGGUGACAUCCUUGGACCACUGCCCUCUCUCCUGAGUCCCUUCCAGCUGUUUUCCACUCCCAACAAAAAAUGGCCCAAGAGUGGUGGUGUUGUAGAGGUCCCCUUCCUGCUCUCCAGCAAGUACAAUGAGCCCAACCACAAGGUGAUCCUAGAGGCCUUUGCUGAGUUUGAACGCCUCACGUGCAUCAGGUUUGUCCCCUACCAGGGCCAGAGAGACUUCAUUUCCAUUGGCCCCAUGUCAGGGUGUUUCGCCAGUGUGGGACGCAAUGGAGGGAUGCAGGUGGUAUCCCUGGCACCUCCCUGUCUCCGGAAGGGCAAGGGCAUCGUCCUGCAUGAGCUCAGGCCUGUGCUGGGCUUCUGGCACGAGCAUGCCCAUGCUGACCGGGACCGCUAUAUCCGUAUCAAUUGGAAUGAGAUCCUUCUAGGCUUUGAAAUAACCUUUGUCAAAUCUUGGACCAGCAACAUGCUGGUGCCCUAUGACUGCUCAUCAGUGAUGACCACAGGAGGUCCCUGCCCGGUGGGUUUCAGAUUUGCCUUCAGCCGCUGUGGGCUCCCCACUUUCGUGCCGCUUUGGGCCCCCGAUGUCUACAUUGGCCAGCGAUGGAACCUGAGCAGCUUGGACAUCACGCAGGUCCUCAGGCUUUAUGACUGUAGUCCGAGUGGUCAUGGGCCCCGUGGCAGAGCACAGGGGAGCUCAAGGUCGGGAGCCGGUGCUCCUGGUAUUACCCUGGAGCAUUCCUGGCUAGCACAAGUGCCCACUUUCCCCCCAGUCCCAUCUCUGGGUGCAGACCAGCCUGCAUCUACUGUGCAGGCUGAUUUGGAAGGGGGCUACUGA
This is a messenger RNA of Talpa occidentalis (Iberian mole), 1053 nucleotides long. It is a transcript of the gene ASTL, whose product is annotated as astacin like metalloendopeptidase. The coding region runs from base 1 to 1053 and encodes 350 amino acids. Gene Ontology annotation, biological process: proteolysis. Gene Ontology annotation, molecular function: zinc ion binding; metalloendopeptidase activity. The record is from RefSeq and is a predicted model, not a curated record. Lineage: Eukaryota; Metazoa; Chordata; Mammalia; Eulipotyphla; Talpidae. The transcript is spliced from 10 exons.